CUGACCCAAGCCCUCCCGCUGCACUGGCCGCCAUGGGGCCGGGGCUGCUGUUCCCUCUGCUGCUGCUUGGGGCUCUGGAGGCCCCGGGGUCUGAGCUGGACGCCGGGGGGCGGCACGUCUGCAAUGCCAGCAGCCCCUCUGCUGAGCUCCAGUGCUGCCCAGGCUGGAGGCAGAAAGAUCGAGAAUGCACCAUCCCCAUCUGCGAGGGGCUGGACGCCUGCCGGGAAGACGAGGUAUGUGUGAAACCAGGCCUCUGUCGAUGCAAACCUGGAUUCUUCGGAGCCCAGUGCAACUCCCGCUGCCCGGGCCAGUAUUGGGGCCCCGACUGCAGGGAGGUCUGCACCUGCCACCCGCACGGCCAGUGCGAACCGGCCACCGGCGUGUGCCACUGCCAACCCGACCACUGGGGCGACCGCUGCGAGUUCCCGUGCACCUGCGGUCCCCACGGCCGCUGCAACCCCGAGACCGGCGCGUGCCGCUGUGAGCCCGGCUGGUGGUCGUCCACGUGCCGCCGCCCAUGCCAGUGCAACCCCGCGGCGGCGCGGUGCGAUCAGGCCACCGGCUCCUGCCUGUGCGAGCCGGGCUGGUGGGGCCGCCGCUGCAGCUUCCGCUGCGCCUGCCACGGCUCGCCGUGCGCGCAGGAGUCGGGCCGCUGCGCCUGCCGGCCGGGCUGGUGGGGCCCCGAGUGCCGGCAGCCGUGCGAGUGCGUGCGCGGCCGCUGCAGCGCCACCUCCGGCCAGUGCGCCUGCCCGCCCGGCUUCCGCGGCGUGCGCUGCGAGCUGCCCUGCCCCGCCGGCCGGUACGGGCUCCAGUGCCGCGACAGCUGUGGCCACUGCAAGCAGAAUAAACCAUGCUCUGCAGACACAGGCAACUGCGAGGCCUGCGAGCCGGGCUGGAACGGGACCCAGUGCCACCAGCCCUGCCCUCCUGGCACCUUUGGCGAGAACUGCAGGCAGCAGUGCCCCCACUGCCGGCUUGGGGAGGCCUGUCAGCCAGACACCGGGCACUGUCAGCGCUGUGAGCCUGGCUGGCGGGGGCCCAGGUGCGAAGACCCCUGCCUGAUUGGCACCUUUGGGGAGGGUUGCGGCUCUACCUGCCCCACCUGUGUCCAGGGGGCCUGUGAUGCUGUGACCGGGGAGUGUGUCUGCACCAUCGGCUACUGGGGGCCCAGCUGCAACACUUCAUGUCCAUCUGGCUUCCAUGGAAACAACUGCUCUGUUCCCUGCCAAUGUCCAGAGGGAAACUGCGACCCUGUCUCUGGGGCCUGCCAGCUGGGAUCUCAUAGUCAGGACGCCGCCCUCAUCGCGGGCAUCCUCGUACCUCUGCUGCUGCUCCUCCUGGCCAUCGCCUGCUGUGCCUGCUGCUGCUGGGCUGCCCGGCUGGACCCCAAGGACAGGCCAGUGAGAGAUGGGACCGCCAUGUCCAGGAUGAAGCUGCAGGUCUGGGGGGCCCUGACCUCCAGCCUGGGCUCUACGCUGCCCUGCGGUACCCUAGGCAGCCACAAGCUUCCCUGGGUGACAGUCUCGCACCACGACCCGGAGAUCCCCUUCAACCACAGCUUCAUCGAGCCGCCCUCCGCCGGCUGGGCUUCGGACGACUCCUUUUCUUCCGAUUCCGAGUCUGGAGAAGAGGACGAGGGUCCUGCCUACUGCGUGCCACCCCAAGAAGGGAUGGUCCCUGUGGCCCCAGCGGAAUCCUCAGAGGCCAGCCUGGCUGGAGGUCCCUUCCCUCCCCCCGAGGAUGCCUCCACGCCGUUUGCCAUCCCGCGCACAUCCAGCCUCGCUAGGGCCAAGCGGCCAUCAGUCUCCUUUGCUGAAGGCACCAAGUUUGCACCACAGAGUCGCCGAGGCUCCGGGGAGCUCUCCAGCCCGCUCCGAAAGCCCAAGAGGCUCUCCCGGGGGACCCAGCCAGGUCCCGAAAGCCAGGAGACUGAGGAGUCCACAGGUCCACAAGUGGAAACAGAUGGGGCCCCUCCUGGUACUGCCAGCCCCAGGGAUUCAGCUGUUGGUCGCCGCCGGCUCCCACUUGGUGGCCGGACAGUGGCUGAGCGUGUGGAAGCCAUUGAGGGCAGCGUCCAGGAAAGCUCAGGCCCGGUCACCACGAUCUACAUGUUGGCAGGGACACCCCGGGGACCUGAGGGCCCCGUCCGAUCUGUCCUCCGCCGUUUUGGUAGCUUCCAGAAAGGCCAGGCAGAACCCAAGGUCAAGAGUGCCAUCCCCAAGCCUCCACGUCGGGCCCUGAGUCGGAACAAGGGCAGCCCCAGGCUGGACUCUGGCUCUGCCAAUCAGAGCCCCAGCUCAGCCAUGAAGGAGGAACUGACUGGGACCUUGGAGUCUGCAGGGACUGGGUCAGAGGAAGGGGCCAGGGGCCUGGGGGGCGGCAUCAAGAGCUCGGGGGGUGGCCAGGAGCUGGCCCCUGAGGAUGGUCCCCUAGUACAGGAUCCCCAGAAGGUGGCUGACGAGGAAGGGCAGGAGGAGCCCCAGUAUGAAAAUGUUGUACCCAUCUCUGGGCCACCGGAACCCUGAGGAUCUUGAAUUUUGUGAGUGGUAAGACUGUGGAUGGCGCUUGGGCCUCAGAUUGCCCCCAUCAGAUUGUGUUUUGUGCUGGGAAAAGAUCCCAGGGCCAGAAAGACAUGCCCCCUUUCGCUUUCACCGGGAAAUGUCAGUGCUGGAGGCCAGUUGGCUCUGGGUCCUAGCCGAGGUCUGGGAGUGGGUCUGGAAGGCCUGGGCAGAGACCCCACUGGAUGGGGUCAGGAAGGGGGAAGAGAUGACUGCAGGGACUUUUUCUCUGUUGUCCUGGGCUCUGUUUAGCCCCAGUCUCUUCUUUCCUUCAUUUGCAAAACAUUUUUUUGAAAUGGGAAACAACCUAACUGAUGAUAAAAGAUUAAAGAGAUAUUCCUUAUGAAAGGUUCCUAACCAACCAAAUAAAUCAGGUUGUGUAAGAAUAUGGGAGCUUGUUCAUGCUAUCCUGCUACAUGUAAAUCAUGUUUCCUUUUUACAAAUUUCAUUCCUUUUGGCCUCAGAAUACAUGUUUAGAAUUCUUCCAUUUUGUGUUUAUUUUGUGACUGUUUUAUAGACUUAAAAAAGAAAAAAAAAGAUGUGAGGGGGACUUCCCUGGUGGUCCAGCAGUUAAGAAUCCACCUUGCAAUGCAGGGGACUUGGGUUCCAUUCCUGGUCAGAGACCUAUGAGAUCCCACAUGCUGCAGAGCAACUAAGCCCACGGAUCGCAACUAGACAGCCCGAGUGCAGCAGCUACUGAAGCCUGCCCACUCUGGACUCCAUGUGCUGCUAAGACCCGACAUAACCGAAUCAAUAAAUGUUUUUUAAAGAAAUAAAAAAGAUGGAUGUGCGUAAAAAACA
Dama dama (fallow deer) is the source of this 3359-nucleotide messenger RNA. RefSeq names its product scavenger receptor class F member 1 (gene SCARF1). Gene Ontology annotation, molecular function: scavenger receptor activity. Lineage: Eukaryota; Metazoa; Chordata; Mammalia; Artiodactyla; Cervidae. The transcript is spliced from 11 exons. Bases 33 to 2525 code for a protein of 830 amino acids. The record is from RefSeq and is a predicted model, not a curated record.